AUGUCGGAGGAGAGUGAUGCAUCCAAACUAGGCUCCAAGCUACACAAUCAAGCAAUGAUGGGGGAAUUCCAACGCAUGCUUAGGGAAUCUAUGGCAUCACUACACCAACGGAUGGACCGCUUAGAGCUUUCUCAAGCUCGGUCCAACGCAGCUCAUCGAGAUGCACCACCUCACGAGGAGUUCGCUUCUAAUAGCGAGGAAGAUGACUUCAUCCGUCGGCCUAAGCAGGACUACCGGAGGACCGAUGACGGAUUAAAAGGAGUCAAGAUCAAGAUUCCCGCAUUCCAAGGCAAGUCUAGUCCGGAGGCUUACCUAGAGUGGGAACAGCGAAUCGAGAUGGUAUUCGAGUGCCAGGACUACACCGAUGAUCAAAAAGUCAAACUGGCAACUCUCGAAUUUACCGAUUACGCUAUUGUCUGGUGGGAGCAGGAGCGCACUAGCAGGCGCCGCAAUAGAGAACAACAAAUUAGUACAUGGGAGGAGUUACGGACCACUAUGAGGAAACGGUUUGUACCGAGCCAUUACUAUCGUGAUCUAUAUCAACGGCUCCAGACAUUAGUCCAAGGAAGCCGUACUGUGGAGAACUACUAUAAGGAGAUGGAGAUCACCAUGCUCCGAGCUGAUAUUGUGGAGGAUGGAGAGACUACCAUGGCAAGAUUUCUCAACGGCUUAAGACCUGAGAUCACCGAAUUGGUGGAGUUGCAAAACUACGUGGACAUGCCUGAGCUAAUUGAUAAAGCAUCCAAGAUCGAGAGGAGGCUUAAGAGGAGGGGUAACACUCGUACCCCUAUCUUCUCGGCAACGCCUGCGUGGAGAGGCAACCCGACCUUCGAGCGGGAACGGCCUAGUCCAGGGGUGUCCAAGUUUACUCCUCAGACCGAACCACCCAAACCAGCCCCAACGGCAAUUCCAAGGCCUCCAUUCGACUCUUCCAAGCCACGAAGCCGCGACAAAUGCUUCAAAUGCCAAGGAUUUGGGCACAUUGCUUCUCAAUGUCCUAAUAGGCGUACCAUGAUUGUCCUACCGAGCGGAGAUGUCGUAUCGGACGAUGAGGAUGAAUUCGCCGAGAUGCCUCCAUUGACUGAUGAAGGUGAAGAUUCUGAGGAGGAGGUUGAGGCCACUACCGAGCAAGUGGGUGUUGCUCUAGUAGCCCAUCGGGCUCUUGCAACCCAAGUCAAAAAGGUGGAUGAGGCCCAACGUGAUAACAUCUUCUACACAAGAUGUCAUGUCAAGGAUAGAGUAUGUAGCCUCAUCAUCAACGCGGGUAGUUGUACAAAUGUGGCAAGCACUCUCAUGGUGGAUCAUCUUUCCUUGCCCACAUUAAGGCACCCUAGCCCAUACCGCUUGCAAUGGCUCAAUGAGAGUGGCGAUAUCAAGGUCACCAAGCAGGUGGUAGUGUCUUUUCGAAUUGGGAAGUAUGAGGACGAGGUGCACGAAGACCAAUUGCGAUUGCAACAAGAGCAUGAACGAGAGUUGUCCAAGAAGUCAACCGAUUCUACAGCAUUCACUAAGGCACCAAUCGAGAGGACAUCUAUCCCUGGAACAUCUGGUCGAAUGGAGAAACGGCCCAACUUGCUUGCCAAGAACAGGGAAGUUCGCAAGUUACUUUUGUCUAAGCAAGAAUUUGAGGACGUUUCCCCAGGCGAGAUUCCAAGUGGACUACCCCCACUUAGAGGGAUCGAGCACCAGAUAGACGUCGUCCCUGGAGCAGCUUUGCAGAACAGACCGGCCUACAAGAUGGGUCCUGAAGAGACUAAGGAGAUCCAGAGGCAAGUGGACGAGCUCUUAGAAAAAGGUUGGGCUCAAGAGAGCAUGAGCCCAUGUGCAGUUCCUGUCAUCCUCAUUCCAAAGAAAGAGGUUUCAAUUUGA
Molecule: messenger RNA, 1869 nt
Organism: Coffea eugenioides
Lineage: Eukaryota; Viridiplantae; Streptophyta; Magnoliopsida; Gentianales; Rubiaceae
Exons: 4
Coding region: 1-1869 (622 amino acids)
Molecular function (GO): nucleic acid binding; zinc ion binding
Source: RefSeq, a predicted model, not a curated record